AUGGCACUGACAAGUUCUAGUUCAUUUCUUUGUUUUCAUAUGUUGAUGUUAACCCUUUUCUCUCUUAUCUCCGCCGAGACUACCCUGCAGGUCCCAGCCAUAUUCAUAUUUGGUGACUCAACCUUUGAUGUUGGGACUAACAAUUUCUUAAAUGAUAGCCAAGCGAAGGCGAACUUCCCAUACAAUGGGAUUGAUUUUCCUUAUUCUGUGCCUACCGGCAGGUUCAGCAAUGGCUACAACAGCGCAGAUCAGAUUGUGAGGCAGUUUGGAUACAAGAGGAGUCCGCCACCUUUUUUCUUCCUUCUCAACCGUAGUUCCAGUUUCAAGAAGAGAAUACUCCAAGGUGUUAACUUUGCAUCAGGAGGAUCUGGGAUUCUUGAAUCUACCGGGUCCGACGCAUUUAAAAUGGUGAUUCCAUUGAGAGAACAGAUCCAACAAUUUUCCACAGUUCGUGACAACAUCUCAGCGUUACUGGGUCCUGAGAACAAUGCCAUGUUGCUUUCUCAAUCACUGUUUCUCAUUAGUGUUGGAAGCAAUGACAUCUUCGAUUAUCAACGAAACACAAGUGCGAAAAUGACUGUCCAAGAGUUCCUGGACAUUCUUCAGGAAACGUAUCAGAAUCAUCUCCAGAAACUCUAUGAUUUGGGUGCUCGAAAAUUUGGCAUUGUGGGUAUCCCAGCACUUGGAUGCUGUCCAUUUGAACGUUUCAUCAGAAAAACUGGUGAUUGCGUCAAGGAGUUGAAUGAUUUGGCUCAAGCAUUCUUCAAUGCCACAGAAACCAUCUUAAUAAAACUGAGCUCUCAAUUUGUAGCGAUGAAGUACUCGCUUGGAAAUUCUUAUACAAUGACGCUGGACAUCAUCGAUAACCCACUAGCUUUUGGUUUCAAGGAGGUGAAACAAGCAUGCUGUGGUAAUGGAAACUUCAAUGGAGGAGCUCCAUGUAACGCAAGUGCAAAUCUUUGUCCUGAUCGCCAAGAGUACUUGUUCUGGGACUGGUUCCACCCAAGUGAGGCCGCUUCUAGAUUGGCAGCUCUAACCCUCUUUGGUGGAGAAGUAAGAUAUGUGACACCCAUGAAUUUCAGUCGAUUGGUGCAGACUACUUAA
Messenger RNA from Hevea brasiliensis (rubber tree), 1104 nucleotides. Its product is annotated as GDSL esterase/lipase At5g55050-like. The coding region runs from base 1 to 1104 and encodes 367 amino acids. The transcript is spliced from 5 exons. The record is from RefSeq and is a predicted model, not a curated record. Gene Ontology annotation, molecular function: hydrolase activity, acting on ester bonds. Lineage: Eukaryota; Viridiplantae; Streptophyta; Magnoliopsida; Malpighiales; Euphorbiaceae.